This is a messenger RNA of Syngnathus typhle (broad-nosed pipefish), 9064 nucleotides long. It is a transcript of the gene grid2ipa, whose product is annotated as glutamate receptor, ionotropic, delta 2 (Grid2) interacting protein, a. The record is from RefSeq and is a predicted model, not a curated record. The transcript is spliced from 23 exons. Gene Ontology annotation, biological process: regulation of DNA-templated transcription. Bases 55 to 5751 code for a protein of 1898 amino acids. Gene Ontology annotation, molecular function: protein binding. NCBI's taxonomy places the organism in Eukaryota, Metazoa, Chordata, Actinopteri, Syngnathiformes, Syngnathidae.
GGGGUGUGAAGGGUGAGGCUGGCCGGGACGUGCCCCGCCGCCAGCCGGGCGAGGAUGAGGCGUUUCCUGAGCCGAAAGGGUCGCUUCUCCCUGCGCCAGAGCAAGUCCGGCACCCGCAGCGUUUCCAAAGAUUUCUUUCUUGGUCUUCCCGCUACCAAUCAGAACUGGCCCGAGGCUUUCGGCUUCCGACUGGGCGGCACCGGGCCCAGCUACAUCUUGUCGGUGGAGGAGAGCAGCAGCGCCUUCCUGGCGGGCCUGCAGCCCGGCGAUCAGGUGGUGGACAUCGAGGGCCAGGACGUGACCAACCUUAGCACCCCGGCACUGAUCGCGCUAGCUCAAACCCUCAAGACGGUGCCGCCCAGCAUCGGCGUGGUGUCGCGCAUUGAACAGAUUGACAUCACUCCCGGUCCAGACGGCCGCUUUGGCUUCACCAUCGUGGGCGACAGCCCUUUGACGGUGGAGGACUGCGUGGUCGAUGGUGCGGCUGCCCGUGCCGGCCUCAAGGCUGGCGACUACGUCCUAGAGGUCAACGGCAUUCCGGUCAAGCGUCACGAGACAGCGGCCGUCAUGAUCAAAGCGGCGCAGGGUCGUCCUCUGCGUCUGGGCGUGCUCAGCAUAGCACGCCGCCCCAAGCGGCUGAGUAGCAGCAUGAGGGUCCUCUCGCAGAGCAGCGACAGCAUCAGGGAGAGUCGCGCGCACAAGGCCAUGGAGUUCAACAAGAAGGUGGAGGAGGUGCUGGGUGAAGAGCCAGAUUUGAAGGAGCAGCUCUUUGACGUCUUGAAGCAGUACGCCGCCGAUCGGCACGUGGAGAGCCUGGCCGAGGCGCUGCCGGACAUCCUCGUCACAGAGCGCCAUCGACAGCUCAUCGAAAGUGUCAGGAUCUUCAUUCCCAAGAAGCACCGGGAGCGUUUUGACGAGGUGGUUUCCCAGAGCCCGAUGAGUCGUCUAAAGGGGCGGAGCUUCAGCGACCCCAGCCGUAGCGACCUGCGCCGCAGCCGCGGCGAGGCUCAUCCCGAGCGCCCGGCGGUCUCCACACGCGCCAGUUCGGUGCCGCGCACGCACGCGGACGAAGGCUACGCCCCCCUGCCCCGCGGCAUGCGCAAGACCACCUCGCUCAUAGCCGGACACUCAGGCGGAUCGACAACCAACUGCAGGACGGUGAGAGUGUGCAAAGGCAACAUGAGCUUUGGCUUCACUCUCAGGGGUCACGCUCCUGUGUGGAUCGACUCUGUCAUCCCGGGCAGCGCAGCAGACAAGGCGGGUCUUAAACCAGGAGACCGCAUCCUGUUCCUCAACGGACUUGAUAUGAGGACCUCCUCCCAUGAGAAGGUGGUGUCCAUGCUGCAAGGAAGCGGCGCCAUGCCCACCCUGGUUGUGGAGGACGGCCCGCCCUCUUUCAGCAUGUCAGAGCAGGACUUGACAGGGGGCGGCAUUUCCACAGAGCGCGCGCGCUCCCCCGCGCUCGGCUCCCUGCGCUGGGUGGCCGAGAUACUGCCACCGAGCAUCCGAGUCCAGGGACGCACCUUCGGGCAGCAGCUAGAGCACCUGCUGACCAUCCAGGAAAGGUACACAGUCUGCAAGGCUCUGGAGAGCUUCUUCCAGCACAGGAAUGUGGAUACGCUGAUCGUGGAUGCCUUCCCGGUGCUGGAUACGCCGGCCAAGCAGGUCAUCUGGAAAUUUGUUUACCAGCUGCUAACGUAUGAAGAGCAAGAACACUGCCAAAGCAAAAUCUCACGCUUUCUUGGAUUCAAGGCGCCAGCACCCCCUCCCCCUCCACCAGAGCCCGAGGUUGCCCCCGAACCCCAUCGCCGCAGCAGCUCCAUGAGGGUGACGGGCACUAUGUACAGGAGCAGUGUGAGGGGGCGGAGCUCUGACGACUUGCUCAUUGGCACAAAUUUGAGCAUGGGCUUCCGUGCAGACUCGCUACUGGAAGCCGGAAUGCGGUUGGCUCCAGGAGAAAGACAAUCAGGCGACGGGACCUCUCUUCCCGAGACUCCCAACAACCUCGCCAAUCUGUCAGCCGUGUACGCCGAACUGGAAAACAUGUACGCGGCCAAGAGAUCCAAGUCCCUGAAGACUCGCCCUCCUCCCGCCCCUGAGACUUUGCUGGAAGUGGACUCCCCCUCCCGCGCAACUUCCCCGACAACGCGUGCUCACACAGGUAGCCGUAAAGGCCUCCCGCCCGCUCUAACCUGGCCAGAGCCUCUUCCGAGCCCUCCCCUUUCCCAAUUCUACCCAUCAGGCCUGAUCAGCCAGAACAGCGGGGAGUCCAACCCCUACAUGAGCCUGGAUAGCCCACCACCCUCACCACCAGAGCUCAUUGAUUUGCCGUCGAGUCCGCCGCCACACCGCAGCAGCAAACGUCGAUAUACUUUCUCCAAGCCGCCGCGGUCCGAAGACACUGACCGCUUUCUGGACGCGCUGAGCGAGCAGUUGGGCCAGCACGUGGCAAUUGUUGAUGACUUUCUCACUCCUGAAAAUGACUACGAAGAGGAGUUUGGGCAGGUAGCAUUCCCAGAUGAUGAUGACGAGGAGGAGGAGGAAGAUAAUGAUGAACAGUUAGGCAUGGACGAAGAAGAAAGCGGAGGAUUCGUGGGUCCCGAGUUGAGCAGCCCGAGCGACAUCCAAAGCAGCAGCGGGGACGAUAAUGUUUCCUCCCUCACCUAUUCCUCCUCUUCCGACCACAUUCCUCCGCCCCCCAUGACGCCUCCUCCACCUCCACCCGUUCAGUUCAAUGAUGCGCCGACUCCUCCGCCUCCAGCCGCACCUGCGCCGUCUCAUCCACCAGCACCACCACCACAGCAGCAGGCUAGCUACAGCCCUGAAAACUCGCCGAGAGCUUACCUGCCCAUCCGCCGGAAAUCUGGCCCGCCUCCCCCACCCCCGCCCCGCAGCAACCCGCCACCAAAACGACACUCCUUGCAUAAAGUGCUGCCCUCCGAAGAGGGGUUGCAGGUCCAGGUUGCCAUACAGGAGCUAAAGGCCUAUCAAGCGCAGCAGUCCUACAAGGAGCAACAAGCGUAUCAAGAAAGGCAAGCAUAUGAAGAGCUGAAGGCCUUUGAGGAACAUCAGGCCUUCCAGGAGCAGCAGUCAUAUCAGGAGCAACUGUUCAAGGAGAGACAAGCCUAUGAAGAGCACAAGGCCUUGGAGGAGCUCAAAGCCUUUGAGGAGCAGAUGUUUGAGGAACAAGGAGCAUUCCAGCAAAGACAAGCGCAAGACUUCCAGGACCAAAAAGCUUACGAGGACCAAGUGAUGCAGCAGAUCUACCAGAGCCACCACUCAAUGCCCGCCCAGCCCACGCAGCAGAAAUCCCACUCGCCACUAGCACUCCAGCAGCUACACCAGUCUUUACCGCCACUUCCUGCACCGGAAACCUCCAACCACCACUUUCGCCAUCCUCUUUGCAUGAUGCGGCAGCAGCAGCAGGUGCAGCCCGGACACCACCGACGUCUAUCCCGGUCGGCCCCGCCUCCGCAUCACCCGCCCCCCCUUCCCACGGCCAACCCGAGUCGGCAGUAUCCCGAGGAUGUUUACCAAAGCCACCAAAGCCUCAGGGCCCAGCCUCACCAUGCCUCAGCCGAGAUGCUCCACCAUCCCUCGGCAGAGAUGAUCCAGAUUUUGCAACAUGCGCAGGUCCACCAACCACCGCAGCAGAUGCAACAACCCAGCAGCCACUACUCCUCUGCAGAAAUCUUCCACCAGCCCAAGAUCCAUUACUCCUCUAUGGAACUCCUCCAUCAACCUCACCAGAUGAUGCAGAGGCAGCCUCACCACUCAUCCACGGAACUUCUCCAUCAAGGCCAGCAGUUGCACAGGGGGCAGCCCCACCAUUCAUCCAGCGAGCUGCUCCAUCAGAUACACCCAGCCCAGCCCCACCACGCUUCCAGCGAGCUACUUGACCGGUCCCAACAGAAGCAACAAGUCAAGCCGCAUCAUCACUCCUCCAGCGAGCUGCUGCAUCACGUCCAGAAAGAGCCUCCCUGCCAGCCGCUUCAGAUGAACCGAGAAAGCCGUUUGCAGCAGAGCCGCCGGAGUCUUAAAAGUCAGCCCCAGCCCCAAGGCUCAGCACAAGGGCCGCCAGUACACCAAAGGCAUCGCCCCCAACCCAUCAAGCCGUCCCCCCAGAGGCCCCAUUCCAUUCAGAAGACUCGUGACCCUUCGGCCCCACCUCACAUCCAUCACAUCCGCCACAUGACUCCGCAACCUCUGCCACAGGAUUACCAGCACCAGAUUCAAGUGAUCCAUCCGCCGCAGCAAACCCACCGGCCACACCCGCUUCUGUCUACGUUCCAGCCUCUCCAGCCGCAGGAGCCCGUGCUCUCCUCUUUCCAACCUCCGAGCCAGCGGGAGCAGACCCAGUCGGCCACCCAGACCACCCGCCCCCAUUCCCAGCCCUCCCAUCACCUGAUGCAGCAGCAGCAGCGCCAGGGCCAGUCCCAGCACAAAGCAAUACAGAGCCCAAUUCAGCCCCAGUCGCUCCCCCCAUCUCUAUCUGGGCCACCCCCGCCACCACCUCUGCCUCCACCCUGCUCCCCUCCGCCCUUACCCCGGCCCACCCUCUCCAGGAUGGACUCCCAUCACAUGAGUGUCAAGAGGCUGCGCUGGGAGCAAGUGGAGAACUCAGAAGGCACUAUCUGGGGCCAGUUGGGCGCAAAUUCUGACCACGAGAAGCUGCAUGACAUGGUGAAGUAUUUGGACCUGGAGAUGCACUUUGGGACACAGAAAGGGUCUCCGCCGGAGCCCUUGGCACAACUGGAAACAUUUAGGAAAAAGGAUGUCAUUGAAAUUCUGUCCCACAAGAAGGCCUACAAUGCAUCCAUCCUGAUGGCCCACCUGAAGCUGUCCCCCGGAGAGUUGCGUCAGGUGCUGCUGAGCAUGAACUCCGACAGGCUGCAGCCCUCGCACAUUAAACAGCUGCUGCUAUAUGCCCCCGACGCCAACGAGGUAAAAAAGUACCAAGACUACAGAGAGGACCCCGGCAAACUCAGCGAGCCCGACCAGUUUGUACUGCAGAUGCUGUCAGUGCCUGAGUACAAGACCCGCCUGGAGAGCCUCCUCUUCAAGUGCUCACUACAGGAGAAGACAGAAGAGGUGAGGGGAGCCUACGAAUGCAUCAACAAGGCCUCCUCGGAGCUCAGGAGCAGCAAGAAGCUUGCAAAGAUUCUUGAGUUCGUGUUGGCCAUGGGGAACUACUUGAAUAGCAGCCAGCCCAAAAGCAACAAGACAACUGGCUUCAAGAUCAAUUUCCUGACAGAGCUGAGCACAACGAAGACGGUGGACGGGAAGUCGACGUUCCUGCACAUUCUGGUCAAGUCGUUGUGCCAUCACUUUCCCGACGUGCUGGAUUUCUCCAAAGAUCUCACCACGGUUCCUCUCGCUGCCAAAGUCAACCAAAGGAUGAUCACAUCCGAUUUGAACGACAUGCACGGAGCCAUCCGUAACAUACGCUCGGCCUGUCAGAAAAUGCCCGCGAGCGCCGAGGACCGCUUUGCCGCCGUCAUGAGUACCUUUCUGGAAAACAGUCAUCCGGCCGUGCAGUCUCUGGAGUCCCUCCAGCAGAGCUCUCUGGAAGAGUUUUCUCAAACGGCCUCCUACUUCGGGGAGGACGGCAAAAGCACCAACACGGAGGCCUUCUUUGGCAUCUUUGCUGACUUUGUCAGCAAGUUCGAGAGGGUUCUCAGCGAUCACCAGGCAGCUGAAAACCCAAAAAGCCCGAGAAGUCCUCGAAUGGCCUCCCCGCUUGCCUGGUAGCACUUACAAAGAACAAACACGCACAUACACACACACGCUGUUAUGCCCGAAAGCACGGCUGGCAAAAGUAUGGCAACUUACCACUCCGCCCACACCGUUCUUCAUUUGGUCCUACAAGCAUUUAUGAAAUCAAGAUUUUUGCCCAAUUUUCCCCCAUCUGUAGCUUAGCUAGCUUGCUAGCUUUCGUUAAUUGUGUAGCUUAUACGCAAUUGCUAAACCCUGAAAAUGCAUUUUUCUCGAAUGCGGCUAACUAAAUCCCCAAGCAAGGAGGUCACACCGCAGAUGAGCCGAGUGCAGCACCCGAAGCCUGUUAGCUCGCCAGCUAGCUACACUGUUUUACAUCCAGUAUGUAACUUGUUGCGCUUUUCUGAGCCAAAUCAGCUUUCAUGUACCGUUUCUAUUUGGAAGGGACAUACAAGAUGGCUCAUCUAUUCAUACCAAUAGUGUACUAUAUUUAUGAUUGUAUUGCAGAAUUUAUUAUUGCAUUUUCCACUUUUAAUUUUCCUUUUCAAAGUUUACUAAGUGGGUGUGCGGUGUAACUUAGCCAUUAAACUAUUUUGUAGCAGCAUUUAGAAUGUUUAGAUGAACGCAAAUGUGUUGAGUACAAUCAUAGUUUUUCUGUUACCGUAUUGGCCCAAAUAUAAGACGGUGUUUUUUGCAUUGAAAUAAGACUGAAAAAGUGGGGGUCGUCUUACAUUCAGGGUCUAGACCAGGGGUGUCGAACUCAUUUUUUUUGCGGGCCGCAUUGUAGCUUCUUUCGGAAGGCCAUUAUGACUGUCAACCCAAAUCAAUAUAUGAGCACCUCAUAUUAUAUACAGUAAAAGCUACAAAACUAACUGACGAAUAACUUGUUUUCAAAUCAGACGAGUAAAAACUGGUCAAAUUAAAAUAAAAAAAGAUAUUGAUAAAAGUGAAAACAAUUUGCAAUUUUAGUAUUGACACAGGAAUUUGAUGCACAAUUUGUCUUCGGGGGCCACACAAAAUGAAUUGGCAGGCCGUAUCUGGCCCCCGGGCUUUGAGUUUGACACCAGUGGUCUAGACAUUCACAACACUAGAUGGCGCCAGAUAUCUUUAAAGCGAAUGCUGAACUUAACUCCCCAAGACAAAGCGAAACCCUGUCACGAAGAAAAAAGAUAAAAAUAGCGGUAGCACGAAGAAGAAAAAUAAAAAAUAGCGGUAAGAAAGAAAAGAGAAGAAAUAAGAGAAGAGUUAACAGAAAAUGGAAAAACCAAAAGCCAUUCACUUACAAAUGUGAUUGCACUUUAGUUUACAUAUUUAAAUGUUCGGAGAUUAAGAUGUGUCACAGUUUUUGCAUGAUUUGAAUGAGGCAACAUAACAUGCGUUUUCUCUUGAAUAUACUGUCAUAAUAAUCAGUUUCAGAUGUACUCUAAUUAUUUUCUGUAUAAAAAUUAAAUUUGUUGUUCAGAAAGUCUUUUUUCAAACUCAAGUCUUGAAAAAGAGGGGGUCGUCUUAUAUUCGGGCCAAUAUGGUAUUUGAUAUUGUUUAUUAUUUGAAUUGUCUGAAUGUAAGAUAAAUUCAUAUUUGGGAUUGUCUCAACAGAUUGUUUUGAAAAAUGUGAUGACAGACGGCUCUCGAUCGGCUUCAAUAUUUUCUCUGCGCUGACAGCGGGCAGUGUGCAAUAUGCAAAUGUUUGCCUUCUGGUCUAGAAGAAAAAAUGGCUAGGAUGCAUAAGCAGCAUUUUCAUUUCUGACUGAAAAUUUGUGUUCUUCCUCCAUUUUAUGAGAACUCUAGUGCAGAUGCGGUGACUUUUAAUCUGGUAGCUGCAGUCAUGUACUUAAACGGCUGAUGAAGCUGGAAACUGGUUCCUCUCGUGUAAGCCAAUGCUUUGCAGAGCAACUAUUGAUUCUAAAGCUUUUAUCACAAAUGUCAGAGUCUAUUUAUUUACCUCUCUUGUGCAUCACACCAGGCUGGAAUAGCUGAAAAUGUAGCAUGGUAAAAGUCAACCCUUUAUCUCUUGUCAAUAUCAAGAAUUACAAUGGGUGUUUGUUUCAUGGAAACAUAGAGCUUAACUUUACAGCAAUAAAUGGAUUUUUUUUUACUAUGGAAGCUCUCAUUUUACAAGAAUAGGCCGUCAUCAUGACAGUAAGUCAAUUAUUACUGAAUUAUUACUGAAGUAAUUAUUGAUAUAGUAUGUAUAUAUGUAUAUAUGUAUAUAUGUAUAUAUGUAUAUAUACGUAUAUAUGUAUAUAUGUAUAUAUAUGUAUAUAUACAUAUACAAAUACAUAUACAUAUAUACAUAUAUAUAUGUAUAAUACCGUUUUUUUCCAUGUAUAAUGAAGAAAAUCAUGGUACAACCAUUUUUGAAGAAAAUUUUGUCACGGAUGGAGUGUGGAAAGGAGUGGGGCGACCAAGUGCAGCUUGGACCAGGGUUUAUUGGAGGAACUCAAAACACAGACUUGGUAAACUAAUUGUGAUAAAUAACUGGAACAUCACUGAAAUAUUGGUGAUCCCGUUGAGAGUCUCACAUAUUUCUUCGCUAUCAAGUUUGCUACUGCAUGCGCAGUGAUACUGACCGGCAGAAUAACAUCCGGUUGUUCCCAAAGAUGAUCUUUUUUCUGAAAUAAUCUUUCGUUUACGGACUCAGCAUUAAGGGUUGGAAUUGGGGGCUUAGAUCACCAAAUGAUUUCCGACCGCGGCGCCGCUGCUGCUCACUGCUCCCCUCUCCCCCAGGGGAUGGAUCAAAAUCACACGGGGGUGGGUCAAAUACAGAGGACAAAUCUCACCACACCCAGAUGCGUGUGUGACGAUCAUUAGGACUUAAAAAAAAAAAAAAAAAAAGUCGAAAUUUGGGUGCGUAUUAUACAUGGGUACAGGCUUUUUUCCAGCAUCGACAUGCCAUUUUUAGGGUGCGUAUUAUACAUGGGGGCGCAUUAUACAUGGAAAAAAACGGUAUGUAUUUUGCAGUGGGGAUGUAAUGGAAAGCUCAUUACAUUUUAACUUUAUAGUCAGAGAUCUUGAUGAUUAUCUGAAUUUAUUCAAGUAAACUUGACAUUCUUUCCCCCCAAAAUGAAGUAUUGGUGCUUGUGACAGUGGCGUUUCUUUUAAAAUGACAACACUAGCCCCAUAAAAUAUAUUUUGAAAAAAUAUUCUUGCAAAAUUCCAACUUCACUUGUGAUUUGUUUGUUUUUUUCUUCUAAAAUUAAACCUACUUCUGUAAAAUGUAAAAGCUUUCUGAUAAUAAACCUAUGGUGAACUUUAUUCCUGGAAUUGAAUUAUUGUCUUUGUUUUUCUUUUGUGCCUGAUGAACACAUUCGUAGACCUCUGAUUCUCUGCCAUGGUUUGGUAAAGCACU